Solanum verrucosum is the source of this 1076-nucleotide messenger RNA. RefSeq lists its product as uncharacterized. The record is from RefSeq and is a predicted model, not a curated record. Bases 3 to 902 code for a protein of 299 amino acids. Lineage: Eukaryota; Viridiplantae; Streptophyta; Magnoliopsida; Solanales; Solanaceae. The transcript is spliced from 2 exons.
CAAUGGGAAGUGAAGUUCUUCAAUUCCUCACUUCCCCUGCUCUUUUCAAUCCCUUAUCCUCUCCUUUACGCUACAGAUUCCCACUGAACAAUUCUACUUCAUAUCCCACACGCUGUGUCUCUACCAGCUCCGGCGGUCGGGGAGGUGCCGGCGGCCGAUGGUACAGCAAUAGCAAGCGCCCAAAGGACUACCAGGGCUUUAGCUGGGAUGAUGAAAUUAGGGCAAAUGAUAAGGGAGAAGAGUUUGGUUUUGGAGGCUCCACGAAGCAGCGGAUUUGGUGGUCCGGUGAUCCAUCUACUUGGGGAGAUGAGUAUGAUGUUGAAGAUGAAGAAGCUGGAAUUGAUGGUUUUGGGAAUAUGGAGGGUUCCAUUGGUUUAUCCUGGGUGAUGAAGGUGCUCAGAGCCUUUGGUUGGAUGCUUCCAGCUAUUAUUAUGUCAGUGGUACUUGGAACAGGUACAAAUACUAUUAUCAUGGCAUUAGCACUUCCUUUGGCACAGUCUACUCUUUCAUUAGUGAUGGAUGCCAUCUGGGGAUGGUCUGAUGAAGGUCCACGAUCCAAUUACAAGAAAAAGAAAAGACGCUAUGCUAGAGAAGCGAGCAACCCUGGAACAAGAAUGGGAAAAGGAGAAAAUACUCGAAAUGGCAAGGUUAGAGAUUAUCAGUCCUCAAAUGGUGCACCAGAUAGAAAAAAGUCAGGAAGCACUCUAAAUUUUGGUGGUUGGGAUGAACUAGACAAUAUGGAAGGACAGCAGGAAAAGCCCCUUAAUCGAAGACCAGCUGAACCAAAACAAUUGACUGAUGGUAAAUUGAGCAAGAGAAUCGGAAGGAGAGAAACUCCAUUUGUAUUGAGACUGCUAAUUGCUGUUUUCCCAUUCUUGGGAUCCUGGACCAAGCUACUGUAAAUUUGUAAUGGACUCCGGGAGUUGAAGUCCUUUGUAGAGCCAAAACCCCCUGCUGUUUGGCAGCAAGCAAUCUUUUAUUUGGUCCUUGUUGUUUUUCUCAAAGCUUGACUUGGAACCCUAAUCAUAUAGCUGUACAGAUUAAACAUAGUUUAGAUGAGCUUGUGUUCAUUCUUA